Molecule: messenger RNA, 631 nt
Organism: Exaiptasia diaphana
Lineage: Eukaryota; Metazoa; Cnidaria; Anthozoa; Actiniaria; Aiptasiidae
Exons: 3
Coding region: 44-631 (195 amino acids)
Source: RefSeq, a predicted model, not a curated record
UCAUAUAAUAAUUUCAGUUGGACUUUGAAAGAUAAUAGUUAAGAUGUCAUUAGAUACAUGGAUUGAAUACAAGAGUAUUUAUGGAAAUACUUUAUUUAUCUAUAAUAAGGCAACGGGAGAACACAAAUGGCCUUCUGAAGAUGGUGGUAGUAAUCUACAAGACAACAUUAUGCAUGGUCUGCCCAUAAUGGCCAAAGAAUACUGCUGUAUUGCUACACAAACUGACGACUAUGGCUGUGAAAAUGGUUGCUCUUCUAAGUACAUUAAUACAAGUAACGUCAUUGAAAAUGCAGGUCCUUUGAAUAACAUUAAUUCUGUGAGUUCAGUUGAUGUUGAUAAUACGACAGCUAGCUGUUCUAAUGAAAACUAUAACAAUCAACAAGGUUCAAUGACAGUGAGUGACAGUGAAGAUGUUUCUAACGAGACAAAUGUGGAAAAGCCUAUAGAAUGCUCACAACUCAGUCAGGAGUUUGAGGUUGAGCAAGACCUCACUCAACAUGAACAAACAAGCUGUGUUGAAGAAUCAAUUAAAUGUUCUUACUGUAAAAGGGCAGCUCAAGGUCUCUACGCACAUGUAAGUCAAUCAUACGAGAAGCACAAGGUGGACAUGCAAAAACAUGUUACCGCAUAA